AUCUGAUGCUAAUUAUAUUCUUUUUGAUAUAAUAAGAUUACUUGCAUUAGAAAAUAAUCUUUUAGACAGAACUAAAGAAGCUGGAAUUGAAAGAUAUUUUCUAGCCAGUUGUGCAAAAAUUGGCAAUUUAGCUUUAUGCAAUUGUUAUUAUUUUGCCAGGUCUUUAUUAAGUUCAAUACUAUCUAAAGUUAAGUAA
Cetraspora pellucida is the source of this 196-nucleotide messenger RNA. NCBI's taxonomy places the organism in Eukaryota, Fungi, Glomeromycota, Glomeromycetes, Diversisporales, Gigasporaceae. The record is from the annotation of a GenBank genome assembly.